Messenger RNA from Podospora pseudopauciseta, 3115 nucleotides. It is a transcript of the gene THS1, whose product is annotated as threonyl-tRNA synthetase. Bases 426 to 2777 code for a protein of 783 amino acids. The transcript has 4 exons. Gene Ontology annotation, molecular function: ATP binding; threonine-tRNA ligase activity. NCBI's taxonomy places the organism in Eukaryota, Fungi, Ascomycota, Sordariomycetes, Sordariales, Podosporaceae. The record is from RefSeq and is a predicted model, not a curated record. Gene Ontology annotation, cellular component: cytoplasm. Gene Ontology annotation, biological process: threonyl-tRNA aminoacylation.
AAUUAAUUUCUCGAUAGCGCAGCGGUUGGGUGGCCCGAGCUCCUCAUUCCUCAAUGUUGUUGGGCCCCUCGGGUCUGUUGCGCAGCUGCAAGACAUGGAGCCCCGCCCACCAAAAACGUCCCAGCCGGCAAUCCCUGGCCGGGAUCCCCUAUCGACCGCGGGGUAGCAGUCAAAUUUCCUGGAGCCCCUCCACCACCGCCCACCACCACGCCGUUCUGCUUCCCCGUCCCUUGUUCUCAUCUGAAGUUGCUCCCGGACCGUGACUCACGGAUUGGCUGACAGGUCCCUUAUUUCGGUUUCAGGGGACGCAAAAUAUUCCCAUUUAGGCCACUACCAUCGCCCUCGACCGAAUCCCUUUCCAAAGCCACCUACAGGCAACACCAAAUACACCCCGUCCACAUCGACAGUCCCGGAGAAUCGUCACCAUGGAGAAGGUCGAAAAGGUCACCGAAGCCCUCAAGAAGGCCACAAUCGACGGCGAUGAGAAGAAGAGGGCUAAGAAGGAGAAGAAGGCCGCCCCUGCCGCCGAUGCUAGCGCCGGCCCACUCGAGAUGAACCCCCCUCCAUCCUUCAUCCAGGAGCGUAUCGACCUGUUCGACCGCCUGUACAAGGAACAGCAGGAGGAAAUCGCCAGUAGACCUCGCGAGGACAUCACAAUCACAAUGCCAGAUGGCACCAUCAAGGUCGGCAAAUCGUACGAGACCACCCCCGCCGAAAUUGCCAAGGGCAUCUCCAACAGCCUCUUCAAGCGCACUGUUGUUGCGAGAAUCGAUGGCGAGACAUUGUGGGAUCUCGAGCGUCCCCUCGAGAAGAGCUGCAAGCUUGAGCUUCUGGACUUCAACGACGACCAGGGCAAGUUUGUCUUCUGGCAUUCCAGCGCACAUAUUCUUGGCGAGGCCUGCGAGCGGAGGUUCGGUUGCUCACUGUGCAUUGGGCCCCCAGUGGACAAUGGUUUCUACUACGAAAUGGCUCUGCCGGAUGGUGCCGCUGUUCAGUCCACAGACUGGGCGCCACUUGAGAGCAUUGUCAGCAAGGUGGUCAAGGAGAAGCAGCCUUUCCAGAGACUCGAGAUGAGCAAGGAGGACCUGCUCAAGAUGUUUGCCUACAACAAGUACAAGCAGCACAUCAUCAAGGACAAGAUUGAGGAUGGCACCAAGACCACAGUUUACAGGAACGGCCCCUUGAUCGAUUUGUGCAGAGGCCCCCACGUCCCCGACACUGGCAGAAUCGAGGCUUUUGCCAUCAUGAAGAACUCGUCUUCUUACUUCCUCGGUGAUGCGAACAACGACUCCCUUCAGAGAAUCUACGGUGUAUCUUUCCCCGACAGGAAGCAAAUGGCUGCCCAUAAGAAGUUUUUGGAGGAGGCCGCUAAGCGUGACCACCGCUUGAUUGGCAAGCAGCAAGAGUUGUUCUAUUUUGAGGAGUGCUCGCCCGGUUCGGCCAUGUGGCUGCCCCACGGUAUGCGCAUCCAUAAUGCGAUUAUGGAUUACAUCAAGGAGGAGUACUGGGCCCGUGGCUACGACGAGGUCAUGACACCCAAUAUGUUUAACGUGUCUCUUUGGGAGCAAUCUGGCCACUUGGCGCAUUACAAGGAGGACAUGUUCCUUCUUGACGUGGACAAGGAGCAGUUCGGUCUCAAGCCCAUGAACUGCCCGGCCCACGCCAUGAUGUUCCGUCACAGAGAGCGCAGUCACAAGGAACUUCCCCUCCGCCUUGCCGAUUUCGGUGUCCUCCACCGUAACGAAGCCAGCGGAGCGCUCAGCGGUCUCACCAGAGUGAGAAGAUUCCAGCAGGAUGAUGCCCACAUCUUCUGCCGUGAGGACCAGAUCAAGGAGGAAGUUGCCGAUCUCUUCGACUUCAUGCGCAAGUUCUACGGUAUCCUCGGCCUCACAUUCAAGCUCAAGCUUUCUACUCGCCCAGAAAAGUUCCUUGGUGAGAUCGAGACAUGGGACCGCGCCGAGUCUCGUCUUAAGGAGGCUCUUGACGAGUUUGCUGCCUCUGACAAGGAUGGUGGUGUCUCUUGGGAGCUCAACCCUGGUGAUGGUGCCUUCUACGGCCCCAAGAUAGAUAUCGCUGUGCUGGACUGCCUCAACAGACCGUGGCAGUGCGCCACCAUCCAGCUUGACUUCCAGCAGCCCCAGAACUUCUCCCUCGAGUACCAGACUGGCGAGGCUGUGCAAAAGGGUGAGACCAAGGCUGCUGUUGAGGAGCCUGCUCCUCCUGCUCCUGAGGCCGAGGCUGAGAAGGACAAGGACGGCAAGGAGAAGAAGAAGCCUCUUCUCAUCAAGAAGGCUCUUUCUCCUGGCUGUGCCCGCCCUGUCAUGAUCCACCGUGCCAUGGCUGGCAGUAUCGAGCGCUUCACUGCCAUUUUGGCUGAGCACUUUGCCGGCAAGUGGCCAUUCUGGAUGUCGCCUCGCCAGGUUAUCGUUAUCCCCGUUGGCAUGGGCUUCUUGGAUUACGCUAAGGAGGUCGCUGCCCUGCUGAAGAAGGAGAAGUUUUAUGCCGAUGUCGACAGCUCCGGCAACACCCUCCAGAAGAAGAUUCGCAACGGCCAGCUCGCCCAAUACAACUUCGUCUUCGUGGUCGGCGACGACGAGAUGCGCAACCGCAAGGUCAACAUCCGCUAUCGCGACGACACCUCCACCCAGGCGAGAGAUGUGCCUUUUGACUUGGACGAGGCCAUCCAGAAGCUCAGGCAGCUCAAGUCUGACAGGGGCAUGUACAACCCCUUCCCUCAUGUGGCCGACGCGAAGAAGGAGGAGGAGGUCAAGGCUUAGAUGAAUGAAUGAAAUGAUAAAAUGAGGGUAGAAAAAGUAGAAGUUAUUCCAUCGAACCUGUUUCUUGUCUGCCGGUAUACCAUGAAUCUGUAGCUUUCAGUGGUUUUUUGGUAUUGCUUAAAGCAGGGGUUUGGGGGAGCACUGGUGUUGGUGGUGGUGGUGGUGUGGUGUUUGUAGCAGAAAUACGAGCUCGCAAUACUGCCUGGAAGUUGGUCGGCUCGACAACGGACUAAAGAGAGCUGUCCAAAAAUGAAAAAAAAGGUAUCAUUCAAAAGCCAAAGCAAGGCACUCUACAAGACAACCCAACCAAACAACGCAAAAGCCGCAACAAAAAGCCA